UUUAAUUGUUUUUUUUCAAACUUGACAUUCAAUUUCAACUGCUAUUUAUAAAUCCAUUGCUUGUCUACGACUGACUGCACAUCACCGACAAAGACAUUGACCAUUAGUUUUAAAUAUUUUUUGUGUUUAGCUAAAAGACAACAACAAUUGUUUGCAAUUAAAUGUUUUGCAAUCAAUUACCAGUUCAGAUGCUGUUCAUGCUGUUGUUGUCCACUAAUUGUUUGAUACAAUCGACGGUAUCUGUGUCUGUGUUGUCGUCAUCAACAGCGGCGGCGAUGGCGGUGACGGCUGUGGUAACUCAUGUCAGUGGUGGUGGUGGUGGUGACGGCGACCAAAACCAGACCUAUCGGCGUCAACUGUUUCGCCGAUCGACUGACUGUACCGUUGAUUUGGAAGCUUUGAAAAACUGUGUCGGAAUCAGAUGGAAGAGUAAAGAUGGACCGGAAUUCCAAUGUUGCGGUCAACUGGAAGGCUAUUGUCUGUUAAAUCAAUUGCCCGACAACUGUCUAAACUCUAAACCCAAUAGUGAUGUAUUUGACAAAAAAAUGAAAAACUGUUCAGACAAUCAUGGCUUCAAACCGGAUGAGACCAACUGUAAGGCAUUGAAUCCUCCAGAUGUGACCACCGAUGACUGUAAGAAAUAUCUUCCCUGCUAUAGCUAUAGUACUACUAGUACUAGUACUAGUACUACUAGUAGUACAGGUGUCCAACACGAAUCCAAUGUAGUUAAUGCCGGUGCCCGACACGUAUUCAACGUAUUGUUAUUGGUGGCCGUUAUUGGUUUACUUUAA
This is a messenger RNA of Oppia nitens, 791 nucleotides long. RefSeq lists its product as uncharacterized. The coding region runs from base 162 to 791 and encodes 209 amino acids. NCBI's taxonomy places the organism in Eukaryota, Metazoa, Arthropoda, Arachnida, Sarcoptiformes, Oppiidae. The transcript is spliced from 2 exons. The record is from RefSeq and is a predicted model, not a curated record.